AUGUCUACCCCCGUGAAUCCCGAGUGUGCCACGCAUCUGCCGCAUACAAAUGAUACUUCUGACAGGCUGCCCGCUAGAUCACCACCAUCAAACAUCUCUGUCCUCAUUGUAGGCGGUGGUGUAGCGGGCUUACUUGCUGCCCUUGAGUGUUGGCGUAAGGGACAUGACGUGCGAGUCCUCGAAAGGAGUCCCUCGCGACUAUUGACAGGUGAUGGAUUCGCCAUAGGUCCCAGUGCAAUCAACGCGCUUCGACAAUGGCCAGAUUUGGAUAAGGAAAUACGGCAUUUAUCUUAUGAGCCGUGGAUUUCAUGGCACAAGAUUACUGGUGAGAUGAUCUCGAGCCCGAAACCCUUCGAAUUGAAUCCCUCAAAGACUACCUCUGGAGACCAAAAGAGCCAGCCUCCCGUGAAAGUAUACAGGUAUAGUCGUCCGAAGAUGCACAAGAUGCUGUCGGAUCAGCUUGAACGGAUUGGACUUGAGGUAGAAUAUGGUAAACGGGCAGUUGAAUUUUACGAGAGUUCAUCUUACUCCACAGCCGGCGUAUUUCUCCAAGACGGCGAAAAGAUCGAAGCCGACGUGGUUAUCGCUGCUGAUGGAAUUGGGAGCAUAUCCUCUCGUAUCACGCUGGGUCAUGAAGUCCGCGCCCGUCCUAUAGGCUUCUCGAUAUAUCGAUGCUCCUGUUCCAUCGAGUCGUUUCUGGCGGACCCUGUAUUCAACGAGAAGUUCUCCGAAUUAGAGGAUGACAGACCAAUGUUUCAAAUGUGGAUUGGCAAAAAUGUGCAUUUCCUCGUUGGAAGAAUGCAAAAUGAGAUAACGUGGUAUCUCACAUAUCAGAGCCGUGGAGAUAGCAAGGAGUCAUGGUCAAAUAUAGUAGACCCAGAUACCGUCCUCCAGACCACAGCCAUGAUCGAGGGAUGGCCGGAAUACGCAGACCGGUUGAUCCAAGCAACACCCAAAGAUUGUAUCAACGAUUUCAAGCUCAUGUGGCGUGAACCUCAGCCUUGCUGGACUUCUUGCACCGGCCGGGUUAUCCAGAUCGGCGACGCGGCCCAUACUUUCCAUCCCUCGUCUGGGAAUGGUGCUACGCAGGGAAUGGAAGACGCCAUCUCACUUGCUACAUGCUUGCAGAUUGCAGGAAAAGACAAUGUGCCCUGGGCAACUCGUGUCCAUAACAAACUUAGAUUCGAACGUGUCGCUUGUCUGCAAAUGCUGGGUGUGCUCAAUCACCAGAUGCGCCAUCGCUCUGCCGAUGCUAAGGUGUCGCAGGCGAAGCCGAUCGGAUUGCUUGGUGCUUGGAUCUGGCAGCAUAGCCCAGAGCAAUACGCGAUCGAAAACUAUCAGCUUGCACUCGCAAAUCUGGCCGGCCAGGGUUCGUUCCAAAACACCAACACUCCCCCGGGUUAUAUCUACAAGCCGUGGACUAUCGAUGAACUGCUGAAGGCUACUGAGGAGGGUGAGGAGAUUGUGCUCGAUGGAGACUGGGAAUGA
Molecule: messenger RNA, 1488 nt
Organism: Penicillium verhagenii
Lineage: Eukaryota; Fungi; Ascomycota; Eurotiomycetes; Eurotiales; Aspergillaceae
Product: FAD-dependent oxidoreductase
Exons: 5
Coding region: 1-1488 (495 amino acids)
Biological process (GO): secondary metabolite biosynthetic process
Molecular function (GO): monooxygenase activity; FAD binding
Source: RefSeq, a predicted model, not a curated record